Messenger RNA from Oncorhynchus nerka (sockeye salmon), 3018 nucleotides. Its product is annotated as zinc finger protein OZF-like. The coding region runs from base 348 to 1964 and encodes 538 amino acids. NCBI's taxonomy places the organism in Eukaryota, Metazoa, Chordata, Actinopteri, Salmoniformes, Salmonidae. The record is from RefSeq and is a predicted model, not a curated record. The transcript has 5 exons.
ACUUCUCUCAUUGACUUGUCAAACCCAGGCUUGGUCCGCUUCACAAGCGUUCUCUGAAGUCUCGCGUUGUUACGUCUCUGGGUUUAGAAACUGGUAGUGGGGGAACAGGAUGUUCCACGCAGGCGCACAUCAUUCUUCAGAAUAAAGGAUACGUCAGAAUUGUGCAGCCGAGACGACAACUUCUGUGUCGCUUUCAAAUGAUUUACUACUGAUUAAGUCUGAGGCCGGUAACAUCAACAGUGAGGACAAACCCAACCUGCCUCUCUCCUUCCACACUGAGUCCAAACCUACAGUCACUGGGUCCAUAUUGUGACAGUGGAGCCCAGUUUGCACUGCAGGAUCCAGAGAUGGCAUCAGUGAAGCUGGAAGACUGCAGUCAAACACUGGAGCUGAAUGUCAACAUUAAAGAUGAAGAAGAGGAGGAGGAGAUUGGAAUAUCUGUUUCUCAUGGUAUGAGGCCGGUAACAUCAACAGCGAGGACAAACCCAGCCUGCCUCUCUCCUUCCAAACUGAGUCCAAACCUACAGUCACUGGGUCCUGAUUGUGACAGUGGAGCGCAGUUUGUACUGCAGGAUCCAGAGAUGGCAUCAGUGAAGCUGGAAGACUGCAGUCAAACACUGGAGCUGAAUGUCAACAUUAAAGAUGAAGAAGAGGAGGAGGAGAUUGGGACAUCUGUUAAUCAUGCGAGUCCAAACCUACAGUUUGCACUGCAGGAUCCAGAGAUGGCAUCAGUGAAGCUGGAAGACUGCAGUCAAACACUGAAGUUGAAUGUCAAUAUUAAAGAUGAAGAGGAGGAGGAGGAGAUUGGGAAAUCUGUUUCUCAUGGAUACCAUGUUGAGACAUUCUCUACAUCCAGAGAGCAACAGCAGAAAGAUCACAGAGCUAAGAGGUCUCACCACUGCCCACAUUGUGAGGAAAUAUUCCCAUUUCUAUCAAAGCUAAAAGUACACCUAAAAAUACACACAGGAGAGAAUCGGUAUUCCUAUACUGACGGUGGGAAGAUUUUCACAACAUCCAAGACUCUGACAGUUCAUCAGAGAGUGCACACAGGAGAGAAGCUGUUCUCCUGCUCUGACUGUGUAAAAUGUUUCACAACAUCAGCUAGAUUAAAAGUUCAUCAGAGAACACACACAGGAGAGAAGCCUUACUUCUGCUCUGACUGUGCGGCGAGUUUCUCUCUACUGUGCAACUUAAAACGUCAUGAACGUAUACACACAGGAGAGAAGCUUUACUCCUGCUCUGACUGUGCGGCGAGUUUCUCUCUACUGUGCAACUUAAAACGACAUGAACGUGUACACACAGGAGAGAAGCCUUAUUCCUGCUCUGAUUGUGGAAACAGUUAUUCUCUACUGGGCCACUUAAAAAGACACCAACAUAUACAUACAGGAGAGAAGCCUUACUCCUGCUCUGACUGUGGAAAGAGUUUCUCUAGACUGGGCCACUUAAAAACACAUAAACAUAUACAUACAGGAGAGAAGCCUUACUCCUGCUCUGACUGUGUAAAAUGCUUCAUAACAUCAACUGAGCUAAAAGUUCAUAAGAGAACACACACAGGAGAGAAGCCUUACUCCUGCUCUUAUUGUGUAAAAUGCUUCACAACAUCAACUAGGCUAAAAGUUCAUAAGAGAACACACACAGGAGAGAAGCCUUACAUCUGCUCUAACUGUGCAGCAAGUUUCUCUCUACUGUGCCACUUAAAACGACAUGAAAGUAUACACACAGGGGUGAAGCCUUACUCCUGCUCUGACUGUGCGGCGAGUUUCUCUCUACUGUGCAACUUAAAACGACAUGAACGAAUACACACAGGAGAAAAGCCUCAUCACUGCACUGACUGUGAGAAGAGAUUCUACAGAUUGGGCCAUUUAAAAAGACACCAAUGUGUACAUAAAGGAGAGAAGGCCUCAUCAGUUCUCUCAAUCCAGCUAAGAUUAGACACUCCACUUAAUUCUAAUCUCAUAAAAUAAUUGGCAACGUUGAAUUGGAUCAAAUACAUCCUGUGGUGGAAAAAGUACCUAACGGUCAGACUGAGUGAAAGUAAUGAAACCUUAAUAGAAAAUUACUCAAUUAAAAGUGAGUCACCCAGUAAAAUACUACUUCAGUAAAAGUAUUUGUUUGUAAAUAUACUUAAGUAUCAAAAGUAAAAGUAUUAAUAAUUUCAAAUUCCUUAAAUUUAAGCAACCCAGAUGGAACAAUUGUCUUGUUUAAAAAAAAAUAUUACAGACAGCCAGGGGCAGACUCCAACACUCAGACAUCAUUUACAAACGAAGCAUUUGUGUUUAGUGAGUCCGCCAGAUCAGAGGCAGUAGGGAGGACCUGGGAUGUUUUCUUGAUAAGUGUGUGAAUUGGACCAUUUUCUGUCAUGCUAAUCAUAAAAAUGUAACGAGUACUUUUGGGUGUCAGGGAAGAUGUAUGGAGUAAAAAUAAAAUUAUUUUCUUUAGGAAUGUAGUGAAAUAAACGUUGUCAACAAUAUAAAUAGUAAAGUACAGAUACCCCCCAAAAACUUCUAAAUUAGUUUAAAUAAUUUUUACUUAAGUACUUUACACCACUGUAUGCAUCCAUGCCGUGUGUCAGCAUUACAGGCUGGUGGUGUGAUGGUUGGGGUGUGUUUUCAGGACACACAUUGGGCCUCUUGAUAAAAGUUGAGCAAUGUUUGAAUGCCACAGGAUAUCUAAAGAAUCAUUGCCAAUCAGGUGCCUCCCUUCAUGGCAGCAGUGUAUCCAUCUGCAAGUUGUUUUUUUCAGCAGUAUUAUGCCACAAGGCUUGUCCAGGAAUGGUUCCAAGAACAUGACAGUGAAUUCAGUUUACUGCAGUGGCCUGACGAGUCACCAGAUCUCAAUCCAAUUGUUCAUCUGUGGGAGGAGAUGGAAGGAGCUAUUCGGAGUAGAGAUCUACUCCCAGAUAACUUGACACAAUUGUGGGAAGCAUUGGAGUCAACAUGGGCCAGCAUCCCUGUGGAACACCUUCAACACCUUGUAGAGUCUAUGCCCCGAUGAAUUGAGGCUGUUCUGAGGACAAGG